AUGUCGAUGAGCCCUAAGCAUACGACUCCUUUUUCUGUAUCCGAUAUCUUAAGUCCUCUUGAAGAGAGCUACAAAAAAGUGAGUAUGGAGGGGAACAACUUGGGGCCUCCUCUUGCCUCGUACAGACAACCCCAAGUCACGCAAGCGGCGAUGCAGCAGCACCACAUGGGCCACAAUGGAACAGUACCCGCUGCCUACCACAUGACUGCAGCUGGAGUUUCCCAGCUGUCACAUUCAGCCAUGGGGGGCUACUGUAACGGGAAUUUGGGCAACAUGAGCGACCUGCCGGCCUAUCAAGACGGCAUGAGAGGCAGCACGACGGCCACCAGCUGGUACGGAACGAAUCCCGACCCACGCUUCUCUACAAUCUCUCGUUUCAUGGGUUCCUCGUCUGGUAUGAAUAUGGGCAGCAUGAGCACGCUGAGUUCACUGGCGGAUGUUGGCAAAGGCAUGGGUCCGCUGACCAGCACGCCUCGCAGGAAGAGACGGGUACUCUUCUCCCAGGCGCAGGUGUACGAGCUUGAGCGACGCUUCAAGCAGCAGAAGUACCUCUCCGCGCCGGAAAGGGAACAUCUGGCCAGCAUGAUUCAUUUGACCCCGACUCAAGUUAAAAUUUGGUUUCAAAACCACCGAUAUAAGAUGAAAAGGCAGGCCAAGGAUAAAGUGUCCCAGCAGCAAAUGCAACAAGACAAUGGCUCCUGUCAGCAACAGCAACAGUCUCCACGGCGGGUGGCCGUGCCGGUGUUGGUGAAAGACGGAAAGCCAUGCCAAGGCAGCAGCCAUACACCCAACACUGGUGUACAAAACCACCAUCACCAGGGGGGAAACGUCAUGAUUAUGUCCAAUAACAGUUCUUCAAUGGGCCAGCAUCAAAGUCAGCAGGUAGGCAGCGCUGGCCAGUCCCCAGAUCUGGGUCAACAUGCUGCAAGCCCCCCAUCUCUCCAAACCCAGGUAUCCGGCCUGUCACACCUGAACUCUUCUGGUUCCGAGUAUGGAGCUGCCUUGCCCUGCUCCGCUCUGCUUUAUGGCAGGACAUGGUGA
Molecule: messenger RNA, 1041 nt
Organism: Sinocyclocheilus anshuiensis
Lineage: Eukaryota; Metazoa; Chordata; Actinopteri; Cypriniformes; Cyprinidae
Product: thyroid transcription factor 1-like
Exons: 2
Coding region: 1-1041 (346 amino acids)
Biological process (GO): cell differentiation; regulation of transcription by RNA polymerase II
Cellular component (GO): nucleus
Molecular function (GO): RNA polymerase II cis-regulatory region sequence-specific DNA binding; DNA-binding transcription factor activity, RNA polymerase II-specific
Source: RefSeq, a predicted model, not a curated record